AGAACGACAUAAAAAAAUAACGUUUAAAAACGACGAGUGUGAAAAGCCGAAAAGGGUUUCGGGGUGCAUCGUUUAGGUCCUCCGACUAGCUAUAGGAAAGACGGCGUCGUUUUCACAUACUCUCCACAGGAAAGGAAAUCUCAAUUUAUCGUCUUCUACAAUCCCAUAAACUCGGUGCUUCCUCCGGCAAAAACCCUAAAUUCUAUCUCUCCCCGCCGCUCUAGUUGGCUCCUCCGGCCAGCCCACUUCGCCGGUUCUCUAAUCUUAAUCACUAUUAGUUUCAGGGUUGAUUCAAUGGAAGAUACUCAAGAACUGGAUAACAAAUCCUCUGAAGAAAUUACUGAGAAAGCAAAUGUAAACAAGGGGGAAACUCGAGAUGAAAUGCUUUCUAGGCAUAGGAAAGAAAUAUCAGCACUACAAAAUAAGGAAAUUGAGUUGAAAAAGGCAGCUGCUAAGGGCAGCAAAGCAGAGCAGAAAGCUAAGAAAAAACAUGUCGAGCAAGAGAUUACUAAACGUUCUGCUGAACUUAAAGAAAAACAUGCUGAAGAACUUGCUUCCUUGGGGUACGACACUAAAAAUGGAAAUGAGAAAAGUAAACUUGACAAUUUAGUGAAGGCGAUAGCAGGAGUUUCUGUCAGCAACCAACCUGACCUGGCAAAGUCUAGCAAGAGUUCAAGGAGGCGAGGAAAAAGGGCUCAGGAAGAAGCGGCAAGAGAACAGAGAAUACAGGAAGAACAAAGCAACAUUGUAAGCGACCGUGCAAUUGAAGAUGCGAAACUAGAGAAAAAGCUUGAACCUCUUGGUUUGACUGUAGCCGAAAUAAAGCCAGAUGGGCACUGUCUCUAUCGAGCUGUUGAAGAUCAACUAGCUGUCCUUUCUGGAGGUCGAUCGCCUCACAACUUUCAAGAACUUCGAGAACUGGUGGCUUCUUAUAUGAGAAAAAAUGCAUCUGAUUUUCUCCCAUUUUUCCUCUCAGAAAAUGCAGUAGAAGAUGGUGGAUCUGAUGAUUCUCUAGCAGAUAAGUUUGAGAAUUACUGUAAUGAAGUGGAGACGACAGCCGCCUGGGGAGGACAGCUAGAGCUAGAGGCUUUAACUCACUGCCUUAGGAAACAUAUCAUGGUAUAUUCUGGGUCGUUUCCUGAUGUGGAGAUGGGGAAGGAGUACAAAUCCAAUGCUGAGACUGCUACUUCUAGUUCAAGUAUUAGGCUUUCAUACCAUAAGCAUGCAUUUGGGCUUGGUGAGCACUAUAAUUCUGUGGUGCCCAUUGUGACCAAAUAGGUUAUAUUACUUCAUUUAUGGACUUAGCAUGGGCAAUCAUUAUUUUUUGAUAAUGAACACGAUCUGAGCUGUGCUCGAAAACUAAUUAUUAAGUCACCCGACAGUGCUCCGCAUCUUUUGUUUUAGCAAUAUAUUUGUUCUGUUCUUUGGA
Messenger RNA from Humulus lupulus (European hop), 1429 nucleotides. RefSeq names its product OVARIAN TUMOR DOMAIN-containing deubiquitinating enzyme 5. Gene Ontology annotation, molecular function: cysteine-type deubiquitinase activity. Bases 295 to 1278 code for a protein of 327 amino acids. Gene Ontology annotation, biological process: protein deubiquitination. The record is from RefSeq and is a predicted model, not a curated record. Lineage: Eukaryota; Viridiplantae; Streptophyta; Magnoliopsida; Rosales; Cannabaceae. The transcript is spliced from 3 exons.